Messenger RNA from Macrobrachium nipponense, 14405 nucleotides. Its product is annotated as protein expanded-like. Bases 600 to 5411 code for a protein of 1603 amino acids. The transcript is spliced from 13 exons. NCBI's taxonomy places the organism in Eukaryota, Metazoa, Arthropoda, Malacostraca, Decapoda, Palaemonidae. Gene Ontology annotation, molecular function: cytoskeletal protein binding. Gene Ontology annotation, cellular component: cytoskeleton; cytoplasmic side of apical plasma membrane. The record is from RefSeq and is a predicted model, not a curated record. Gene Ontology annotation, biological process: positive regulation of hippo signaling.
AGGAGGCGAGUGUGCGUUACGUAAGGGUCUUCUGGGCGUUUUGAACACACACACUCACACUCGGAGGAGGAGGACUUUCUUUUUCGUUACAACCUGACGAUGGUCUCCCUCCGCGUCGGAGCGACGAGGCCGAGGUUGUCAGUAGUGUGAAGGAGGAGGAGGGUUGUGCAGUCAUUUAAUCAUUUUUAUUCGAGUGGCAUAUUCUUUUUUUACGUGGUUGUGUAGAAAGAAAAAUCUCUCUCUCUCUCUCUCUCGUGUGUGUGUGUGAGAGCGUGCGCGCGCUCGCGAAGCGAUAUCGUUUCGAUCCCACGUCCUUUUUUUUUUAACUGGAAAUAUGUAAAUUACUGCAAUUACUACAAUUAACGGAAAUAAGUUCGGCAGUGGAGGUGUUACUGGAGUUACUGGAUUAUUAUUAUUAUUACUAUCCCACGACUUGUGAUUUUGGAUAAAAUGUUCGGAAAUGGUUGAAGCAGGCCGCUGAAGAGGCUCGUUAUCGACACAACCUCAACGAGAAUGGUUAAAAGACCACCGCGCCGCCACCCCCGACGAUCAUCAUGAGCUGAGUCUGCGAGAAGUUAUGGGGGGUUGGUAACACCAGUAUGGUCACCGGAUCUGGGGUGGGCACUUCUUGCAGCGUCUCACCUCAUCAUAAGUAUGUGGCGGUUUCGUUCCCCACUCAAGAGACCAUCACUUUCACCACCGAGGUCAAGUCCCGGGUACGCGAGCUGCAGAGUCAAGUGUAUGCCUGUAUGCAACAGCAGGGUAUGCAAGAAGCAGACCUGUUCGGAUUAGCCGUGACGAUCGAUGGAGAAUACGUGUUCCCAGAACCUGACAACAAACUCAGCAAAUAUGCUCCCAAGGCUUGGAAGACUUCCCCAAAUGGCUUGGACUCGAACGGCGAACCUCUCUUGCAGUUCAAAUUCCGCGUUCAGUUCUACGUCGAGACCGAACUUCUGCUCAGGGACCAACUGUCUCGUCUGCACUACUACUUGCAACUGCGUGAAAAUGUGCUCACCUACAACCAACCCAUCCCUAAGGAGACGGCCCUCGUCAUGGCCUCCUACGCCCUUCAGGCCGACCUGGGCGACUGCUGCCACGAUCCCCACAGCCAGCAGCAGUAUUUCGACCCGUCCCUCUAUUUCCCACAGUGGCUGGUGGACCGGGUGGGGGUCCCGUACAUCAUGGAAAACGUCCAGCUCCUGCACCGGGACAACCUGGGUCUGACGCGAGCCGAGGCCCAAGCGCAUUACAUCCGCGAGGCGUCGCAGCAGGAGGCGCCCCACAAUCUCCACCUGUACCGCCUGCGAUGCAAGAAGCAGGAGCCGACGCCGCAGGUGGCUAUGGCCAUCUGCGCCAAGGGCGUCGAAUUGUAUGAGGACGACAUGGGAGGGUCUCCGACGACUUCCAGAAAAUUGAUCUCCAGCUUCCAGUGGUCCAACAUCGGCGAGCUUUCUUUCGAGAAGAAGAAGUUCGAGAUUCGAGCCCUGAGCUACUCCGAAAAACUAACCUAUUACACGACGAGCGACGAAAAGAGCAGACACCUCCUCUACCUCUGCCGAUGCACUCACCUCUUCAACAUGAACCAGCAGCCGCGGCUGGCGGAGGUGCGCCGCCUUCAGGAGGAAGAUCGAAGGCGAUACCGCGAGAGCUACAUCUAUGGCGAUCGUUAUGGGGAAAUAGACGGUCUGGGAGGCCUCCGAGGAUACUUAGGGAAGACGUCGGCUGACCAGAGAGUGUCUGUGAUCUCAAACACGUCCUCCAACACCACUUCGGGCAUCGUGUCCGACCGAGUCUUGUCUCUCGAUGGAAGCGAAGAUGACCUGGACUCUGAAAUUAUGAUCAACACUCCACCAGCUGCCAGUAUAGAAAGUGGAGUGGAAUCCCUUACCAGGUCCCUUUCAAGAUUGGAUUCCUCUGCAAGUAGCACUCAUGGUCACACUCCUGAUUAUGAUGAAGGAAAUUCCAGCCAGCCUUCCUUCACACCACCAACAUCAGAUUCACCUCCAGGGACAGCAGGCAUGACCAAUUCAGUUGGAUUAUGCGGAAGCGAAUCUGGUGGAGCAUCCUUGGGUCGUGCAGGUAGUGUUCAUUCUUCGUCCUCUCAGCAUUCCGCUUCAACUGUUCGCUCAAGAUACUCUUUGGUUCCUACCAGACUUGCGCCAGAACUAACUCUUGGUGCCGAGUUGGGUUCCCUUCAGUUAACUCGUGACAUCCCACAUUUAGCUGAUUUACCUGGCAUGGCAGCAGAGAGAUCCAUACGUGGUGAAGAUGAAGAAAGCGAGCUUUGUGCAGCCAUUUCGCAUACUCAGCACAAUUGCUGUUCUACAUGUUGCGAUGACAAUGCCUCUAUUACUUCAACUGAUGACCUUGAAGAAACCAGACAUGAACAGCAUUGUAAAUGUGGUGCCUGUGCCAUGUGCAUCUUACAAGCGGCUUCCGCAGAAUUCUUGCACAAAAAAUUGGAUAGUGAGGCUUCAAGCGUAGCUGUGCAACGGGGAGAUGCAGGACCACACACUUACCAUGAUUCUAUAGAUUCAGGAGCAGCAUCUGCUCAUUUCUUCGGCAGUGCUACUUAUGUUAGUGAUAAUGCAUCUGUCAUGGUACAACCAGAUCUUGAUGAAUCAGUUACAUCCACCUAUAAUUUUUCAGAAGAGGACUUUAGUCAGUUAGAUAAUAACGAUGAUUACGUAGAAUUUUUUAAAGAUGGAUUGCGAUAUCCAGAACAGAGUUCUCUUCUUCCUGCUGAAGAGGUUCCUGAAGAAAUUGCUUCACCAAAUAGUGUUCAUCGUCAUAGCCCUCAAGGAUUAGGUGCUCAAGGCUUAGUUGCUCAGAGAGGAAGUUCUCAGGGUACCCCAUCACAGCCAGAAGCAGCAACAACGCCAACAGGAUCUGAACAACAGGAUGAAGAGCAUUUGGAUUAUUCAGUCGAGAGUGCACAGGCUGUUCUAAGCACGUCUUACUCACCAGCUCUAGCCGUCUCUCUCGGUAGGUAUCGGCCAAGAGCAUCGGUUUCUUCCACAUUUGAUACAGAUAGUGAUUAUGUUCAAGUACCUGGUUCAGAGGGACAUUUUAUUGUCCUACCACCUGCUCCUGUCUCAAUGUCAACAGUGACAACAGUUACUCCAGUAGCCAUAGCUUCCUCUAGGAUCAAUGCAGCAUCAACCAACGAGUCCUUACCAAAAGUCAUGGACCAUGCUGGUAACAGCAGAUCAUCCACAGGAGUGCCUGAAGCUAUCAUAAGUGAAACAACAGUUGCUAACGCAAGUGAAGCACCUGCCAAGUUUAUCACAUCACGUCCACGGAUCACAGUGCUAAAGGCUCAUACUCAGCAGGCUACAACAGCAGCACCUUCAUUCACAUCUGUUCCUUUGAGUCGGGGGAUGAUGCAUACUUUACCACAAUUUCAGCCAAGACCCAAAAUUGACCCAGUUCAGUCUCUGCAACGUGGAGCUAAUCAAUUGCCUGAAUUGCGUCCGCUUGGACUUCCUCCUCUUUAUGCUCGUGAUCAUAGGUCAAACAAAACCAAAGUUAGUGGUAUUCCAAGUACUGUUGAAGUGCCUGUUAUUAGAAAAAAUAAUUACCUCGAUGUACGUGCUUCUUCUUCUAUUAAUAAAAAUAAGGCUAGAAUUCACCCAGAGCAACUGCCUCACAUACAUCCAAGAAGUCUUUUCCUUAGACAUCAACAAAAGGCAUUGCAGCAAGAGCAGCUGAAGCAACAGCAGCUGCAGAAGCGGCAGAGUAGUGAAACAGUUUAUCAGCCUGCUCUUUAUGCUCAAGGAGUUGGAGUGCCACUCUUGCCAUCACCUACAUACACUGGCUAUCAGCAACAGCCUCACCAGCACUCACAGUCACAAACAUAUCAACAACCUGCACAUAAUUUUAUCUCUUCUCAACAUCAACAGCAUCAACCACAGCAAGCCAUCCAUCACCAGCAUCAACCACAGCAAGCCAUCCAUCACCAGCAUCAACCACAGCAAGCCAUCCAUCAACAGCAUCAACAGAAUUACAUUUAUCAACCUUAUAAUAUAAAGAAUUUUUUUCAGAAUCCUCCACCUCCAUCCCCUCAUCUUGGCUAUGGUGUUGGUGCUGGUCCAGGUGGUAGUGGUUACCAAGUUACUGUUGAAGCCCCAUCACCACCUUACCAGUGUGCUAGUGAUCCAGGCACUUACUCACCACAGCAUCAUCAUUUAGCUACUGUUUACACAAAUCAGCUGAGUUCAAGUUAUAUCGAGCAGUUUAAAGCUCAGCUGUACUCUGAUGUUGAUUAUGUUAUUUACCCGAUGAAAGAUCCUGCAUUAAGUCGUCAGGAAUACAUAGAUGCUAAGCAAGGACAAGCAUUAGCAACACAAGCUCAGCAGAGUGGAAGUAGCAGCAGCAGUAGCUUUGCUUAUAUGGCACCACCACCACCACCAUAUAGAGGUCCAAAGAUGUCCCCCCUGUACAGGUCAACACCUAAUGUUGCUGCCACCCUGAGCAGUUGCAGUGUGUCAAGCACAACUGGUCCUGUAAGUGGAGGAGGCAGUGCUUCUUUGCUCUCCUCUUAUCCUUCCUACCAGAGUUUGGCAUCACAUCAGCCAGGUUCAUCUUCAGGUUAUUCAUCGAUGGUCAGAGGACGAUAUUUUUCUCAGCAGUCUUUGGCAUCUUCAUCCUUGUCAUCAGCACCUUCUGGGUAUUCUGCAUCAACUCAGAGUCUGACGGGAAGCUAUGAACCAUAUUCUGAAGUCAUGAGAGCAUCAUCUAUGAUGCGUGUCCGAUCAGAUGAAUCAAUUUUAUCAUCUGCUCUGGCAGAUUCAUCGGAAUCCCCUCAAGCUCCAGCAGGGCAUAUUUUGCCACCACCCCCACCUUACCGGCCCAAGGAGACACUGGACAACACUGGGGAUGCCCCUCGGACCACCUCGGGAGGUGCUGGGAGGAGUCGUGGACGGAAGUCAGGGGGCCACCUCAACUUGCAGCAGUUGCGGGAGCGGAGCCAGCUCAUGGACGUGCCACUCAUCGCUGCCCUCUGCUCAGACGCGACACUCGUCUCAAAUUCAAGGCGUACCCCUUCCACAGAUUCCUCCUCAACACCAAACAGCAACUGCGGUGCCUCUGCAUCCGAGCAACAUCACAACCCUGGUGCACCAGGUGGUGAAUCCCAGAACUUGGACCCAGUACAGGCAGCCUCCCACUUGACCCAGAUGAUAGCCCCAGCUGUAAUUGACAAAUCUCGCCCUAACACGCGGGGUCUCAAAGCGACACAGAGAUAUUCCCUGUCAGGCGUGUACACCACAAAUCAGGUGCCUGUAACCCCGAAAUGUAGUGGAAAGACAUUUAGUGGAGUCCAUCACCAUCCCAGUAGAGCUGAUGUACAGAUUCAGCCUGCUCCUGCUCCUCUUGUCAAUGAUCCUAUCAAAACAAAACUGUCUCCUUAACAUUAAUGGAGACUCAAAAGGUUGGUUGUGUCCUGCAUAACAGCCAGUUUGCUCCUUUUUUUGGCAUUUGAUUUUCCCUUCUUACCUCAUAUUAUCUACAUCUAAGUUAUAUUUUAACAUAGCUUUAGUAUAGCACUGGUAAACUAGAAGAUGCAUUAUAAUUUAGUUUACUUAGGACAUUGCCAUAACUUGAAAGUCAAGACAGGAAUGUAAGUGUUUAAAUACAUAUAGAAUACGUACAUUUCAUGUGAAAUUUUUCCUUGUGAAAAAUUGCUCUGCUUGUAAAUGAGUGUGCUGCAGGAUAUUUUUACUUUUAUACACUUCAAAGCUGUUUGGCAAUUAUGAUAAUGGUGCAGUAAAGCUUCCGACUGCCUACUAUAAUGAUCUCCAAGGCAUUGACUAACUUAAGGUGUUCAUAGAUAAGCUGAAAACUUGAAAGAUAACCGACAGACUUUUUUUAAAGCAUAAUAUAUGUAUUUAUGUCACAUCCUCUCAAAGUACAGUAGAAGGGUAAUUUUGUGCCAUUGUUGGGAUUCAGAAUGCAGUAUUAUUAUUGUUAUUAUUAUUAUUAUUAUCAUCAACAGAAUCAUAGGGGCCAUAAUAUAGAAUACGUAUAAGCAACCUCUGAAAUUUUUCUUUUGCAUUACAGGCUUUUUGGCGAGAUGAGAAUUUUAUUUUAAUUUGACCUUGUUCUCAUUUAAAUCCACAGAGAUAAAAUGAGAUUUUCCAGUCUGAUUUUACCUCUUCCAAUUUUUGCUUUUGUUAAUGACACAGAUUAGCUCAAGAUAAAACAAGAUAGAAUGGUUUUCUUGUAUGCAGUGGCUAUGUAUUUACUUAAAAGCCAAGAGGAAUAAUUUUAGAGGGGGAUAAUUUAAGGAAAUACUGCCGCUAGUUGCUCAGAAUAAAGUGGAAGUACAGUAUUGACAGGGAAACGUUUAUUCAAAGGAAGACAAGUUAUUUCUAUGAGCAUUUUAAGAUAAUUGUCAUGCCUAACCAUCUGUCCACACUGUCAACCACUUCCAGGCUUUUGGAAUGGUAAUGCAUAGUACAAGCCUCACUUUGUAUUUAAGCUCUGUGCGUUUUUUGCCGUGAAAUUAUUCAUCAUACUUAAGAGUAAGGUAUGUUUUGUUUAGGUUAAUGUUAAGGUCAUACUUAUGAAAUGCAUUUAAAGGUUGAGUGAUUUACAAAAUUUUUGUACCAUCAAAGGUACACUGCCAUGGUUAAGAAGCUCAAAGUAAUCUUUGGGGUUAUGACAUAUUGUUCUUGCACCUAAGAAGUUUUUCAUUUAUGUCCGUAACUUUAAAUGAGUGUUUUUGGGAGCCUGGCAUAUGUGUUGGCAGUGGACUUUAGUAUUAAUAUCAUGUACUGUUUUAGUUUCUGAGUUACAUAAUAACAUAUCUUGAGGCUUAAUCUCGGUCUUCACCUAGCCAUCAAGAAACUAAUAUUUUACUCAUUUUGUUCAGUUUUCCCAGAAGGAAACUAAUAUGCAUCCACACCGUUUAUUGUAUUAUAUUCUUAUACUCAGGGUCUGGUUUUGGAAGAAAAUCUUGUGAUUUCCACCUUCAUCUGUGCACGUUUCUGAGUUUGUCAAAAUUAGUGUAUAAGUCGAGCUGUUCAUGUCUGUCUGUGUUGUCCAGUAUUUAUUUAUUGAUUCCCUUCAUCAUAGUACAAUUUACGUUUGUGUGGCCAUAGCACCUGCAAUAUGUUAAUGAUGAGUGGCAGACUUUUAGAACUGUCCAGGUGCACUCUGCUGUGGAACUUUUGGGACUAACAGGUAAAGUUACCCAAUAACUUUGUAUCUUUAUAAACAUUUGUUUAUUUGACUUUCUUUUUUUUUUUUACUUUCUGAUGUCGGCCAGUCUUAAUGCUGUUGCAAUACUCAAUUUGAUGUUUUGCAUCAUAAAAGCUAUACAGUACGUACUCCAUUUUCACUGAUCUAGUUUAUAGAAUCACCAUGCUUAAAAGACUAGGCCAUUUAUAAAGAUUUUCAUUAGGUGUUACUCCUAAAGCUAUGAAGUUGUAGAAGAAACACAGUGGUAGCUAAACUUCUGAUUUUUGGUUGCAGUUUUCUUUUUAGGAGGAAGUCUGUAUGAUUAAAUGCCGACACAAAUAGCUGCUAAUCAUUUUUGGAACAGUUCAUCAUAACAAAAUGCUGGUUUGUAAGUACCAAUCUGCAAACAUCAAUAUGAUGAUGUUUUACUUCUUUACAAUAUAGCUUUUAAUAUCUCCAGUAGUUCACUUGUGUUAUAACUUAUGGGAAUGACUGUUAAGUUUAGGUUAUUAUAGAAUACAGUUGCACUUGAAUGUCUGUGACAUCAAAAUUUCUUGUUCUUUUGUUUUGUAAUAUAUUAUCAGUAAACCUAUACAAGAGAGAAGUUGUAGUCCAUGAAUAGGAAGAUACACACGAGUGACAUAGGGAACACUGAAUAAUUUAAAUUUCUAGUUUCAGUCAUGUAUAGAAUGAACCUUGAAAACUGUGAGAGAUGAAAUGAUUUCACUUGUAUGUAUUAGUUCUUAGAAUUGUCUAGGUUUAUAAGACCGACAAGGAUUGAUAAUAUAGUAUACGUAUAAGCUUCCUUUGGUAGGUAGAGGACAAGCUACCUUCUCUUGAGUAUUGAAAUUCAAAGGCUUCCUUGUGCUAAGAUUUGAAGUUAGAUAAUGUAGGGGUAACGAACAAAGUCUCUGGAUCAGUUUUACAUUUGCCCUUUUACUUGUAAAAUUUGUGCGCAUUAGCUGUAAGUGAUCUAUCUAACAUCUUUUGCAAACACCUACUCGGUAUGCUUAAAGAGUCAAGUCAUGUACUUUGUUAUAGUAGAGGCUGUUUAGAUAGAUUUGUGGUCCUUCUUGGAGAAAAUUCUGCGUAAUUUUUGUUUACUAGUUAGUUGUUUAUUCAGGGAAUUAUUGGUAGUGACAUAACAUCCUUUGUGGUGUAAAACUUCUUUUACUUUGUAAAUACAUGAUGCUGCUGAAAAACUAGAAUAACAAGUAGCUACCAUGGUCAUGCAUAGAGCCCUCUGUUGUUGAAGGUUAACAUAUUUGUGUCGGUUUGAAUGAUAAAUUUCGUCAUCACAUUUUUCUUCAGAAAUACUUGCAGGAAUCUGUAACAAAUUACUUUGUAGCAAUGAAUUUUUGGGAAACCAAUCAUAUAAUCCUUCAUUUUAUCUGAGCGAGUUUGAAUUCUGUUUGUUAAGAACCUGUUCGUUCAGGAAAAGUGAUCAAAGUUUAUUCCUUUAUCACUUAUCCUCUCUAUGUCUGUACUAUUGUUUUACACAUGACAGGAGCCUGUUACCCCAUCAUAUCAUAACAUGGUGUGAACUUUUCACACACACAUACCUAAUUUAAGGUAAAUGAAAUCCACUGAAUUGAUUCUAUUUACUUCUAUGUAUUGAUAUACACAUGAUAAAAGCCUGAUAUUUUAUGAAUAAACAAAUCAAGUUUGAUAUUUUUACACUAGGUCAGGAUAUGGGGGGUAGGCUAGCUUUGGCUAAGCUGCAGACUAUUCAUGUAUACGCAUUUUCUCACUUUCCGCCAUCCCUCUGGAGUUAUUAGUGGAGGUAAGAAAUAGGUUAUUGUAUAGAGGUGGAUGAGAUGGGUUACCAGAUAUAGGAAAAGUUCUGAAGGUUACUCCAACAUGAUUGGUUUGGAAGGACAAAUGUGCUAUUAAUCUUACCAGCCCAUUACUCAUCUGUUAUUUAGUUGAUAACAGUAUUGAGCAAGGAACUGGAUUCUUCAUCAAGCAGCAUUCUAAUUGUUUGAUAUAGAGUAGAUGACUUGUUAAACCAUCUGAAGGACUCUUCACAAUACAAGCCUUGAUAAACUAGUAUUCUAAGAAAAUCCUCUUGUAUGAGAUGAUAUUCACAUUCUGUUAAGAUACUCAUGUAAAUAAUAGGGCCAAUCACUUCCUUAUAAAAGUACUACGUAUUUGAGUGGUUUGUUUCCUAACUAUUACGUGUAGGACACAUUUUGAUGGUACAGCAGUCAACAUAGCUUAUGGACCAUGAGAGUAAGUUGUUGACUAUACAUGAAAAACAGUUUGUGAAAGAUGGUUUUCAAUAGUUUCCAUCACUUUAGUUUGGUUUAUUCAGGUAGGAAUUUUCUGAACUACGUGAAAUCGUGAAAUGGAAUGAUAUUUUUCAUGAUUGUGCCCUUCAUUUAUAAGUGCAACAUGAUUCUUGAGUAUUAAUAAGCUAUAUUGGAAGAUAUUUUGAAUUGUUUAUGAGUUUGAAAUUGAAUUUGGGUCUGGGGUUGUAUUUUAUAUUCAGUAUACUCUAGUGAUUAGGAUGACACAAAUUAACUAUGUGGCUAAACUCCACGUAAUCAGUUGCUUAUUUUAGGCCCAAAGCUGUUUGUAUUUUUCUUAUAUAAUUUUGUUCCCCGAUUAAAAAUGUUGUUUAGAGUUUAACAGCUCAAAAUAGUGUCGUAAAUGUAUAUAAAAUUUGAGCCACCCGUAAUUUCUUUAUUUUUUGUAUAACUAUUUAUGUAUUAAUCAAGGACAUAUUCUAUUGUAAUCCUGAAAUUGGUUGUGAAAGUGAUUUACUAAUUGUAAAUUUUGUUCCAAGAGUGAUAUUUAUUUGCAUUUCAAAAAUAGUAAGAGUCCAUAGCUAUUGCCUGUUUUCUACUUUAAUUUUUUGUAAUUUACCUGUGACAGAAUUUUUACAAAUUAAAGUGUAGAACAGCAUUCAGGUGGAUAUCACAUUUGAGUACGUAAUAACAUUUAAGCCUUAUCUUUGUCUACUGGUGGAUGACAUUCUCUGUCUUAGCAUGAAACUAUGUUAUAGUGUCUACUGUACUGUUUAAAAUAGUGUUUUUUUUUUUUUAGCCGUGUAAUGACUUGAAAAUUGUAAGACAGCAUCUAUCAUUUGUUACUGUGCAAUGAACUCUUUUGAUUGUUUAAUGUAAAAUGAGAGUUAAUUCAGUUUUGUGAAAUUAGACCCUUAGUACUAUGUAUGACAUUGUUUCUGGUUAUAUUGCCAUGUAUGGUAUGGCAUUUAGGAACCUCGCCCUCGUCAAGCAUUUAACUUUUGAAGCCUACAUGAACAGCUUUUUAGUUUGCUGUGAAUGUUAUGAACCUGUAAGCAUAUGUGGACACUGCAGUUUGUACAAAUCUUUGCAAGCUGUAUUCCAUAGGGAACUUUAGUAGUUUUGUAUGUUAGAUGUAUGAAUGUGGCCGUUGUAUAUUUGUGUUCAUAUUACCUUUCAAGUAUCUUGUGACAGUAGUGAUGGGCAUUGAAUCCGUAGUUGUAAAAUGUGCUCAAUUAACACUAGAACCACUUCCUUUUUUACACAAUUUGCAAAUUCUCACAAAAUGACUCGGUUAGGUAUGUCCAGUACUUCAAUAGCAAGGGUGUUUCAACUAUCAUAGUUAUGAUUUUUUUUUUCUAAAGCACUGGAAAAGUUUUCUCCUGUCAGUGUUCUAUGGGAAUUUAAUGGUUUUGCGUUAUCACUAGUGAAGGAAGAAGAAUUUUAUUAAUAUUUUGUUUUCAUUUUGUUUGCAGUCUCAAUGGGAAAUGCAUUUAAAUAGUACUUAGACAAGAUAGAUUUAGUUAUAGCAAAGUGUUUAGAUAUGUAAACAUUUGGUCAAUUUUUUUUCCUUAUUUUUGGCCAUUGCAUAAUAGGACUUCACAAACUGAUUGCAACUAAUUCCCUUUCAACAAAUAAAUGAAAUGUUUAAGCUCGCAUAUCAUUGAGAGAAAAUAGUGAUAAAAAUACAUAACAAAAUUUAUGGGACUUUGGGUUCCACAACAGGGCAUUUUUAGCACUUGAGGCCAGUCAGUUUUGAGAUGUCAGUAUUUGUAAUACUAGAAAUGUCAUUUGAGGGCCAAAAUAUGAUGUUGGGAUGGAAUACGACUCCUUGGUUGCAGCUGUAGUAUGUACAGUAUAUAGAGAAUUGGCCAUUGCAGUUAUUCACAGAAGCUUUGCCCAAGACAUUACGGUAGCAAACAACGUUGAUACUUCGCAGCCUUUAAGGAAAUCGAAAGGGAAAAUUUCAGUAAGAGCAAAGCACGAUUCCUGGGACUAAGGAUUGACAAGGAAGCCGAUUUGCUUGAGGUCUGUUAAUCUCAUGUGUAAGCAAAGUUUCCUUUCUAGCAUCAUGGAAAAGGCAAGGAGCAGGUGUAUACUAAUUUUUCAUCAUAUAAUUUAACAACUCAAGUCACUGAAAAAUUCCCCAUUAUUCAGCUGUUCAUAUACUAUCCUGAUGUAAAACAGUCUGCAAAAGGAAUUAAAAGAAAUUAAUAGCAAGCCAGUAUCACCUUUUCUAUUGACUGGUUAAGGCCGAUUUUCACUGACAAAAUUCCCAUAAAAUUCCAAAAGCAAAAUUUUGUUUACCUUUCUCUUAUCAGAUAUAAACUUUCCAGUAGAACAAGGAGUGAGCUUUGUAAAGAUAGGUUCACUUGUGCCAAGAAAUAGUUUCAUUUUCUUGAGGAAACUACGUACUGGUAAAACCUUAAUUCUACAACAAUAUAGUUUUUUUUUUUUAUUAGAUACCCAACAAGUAUGCUGCUGAAAGCUACAGCAUUUUCAGUAUUUUCUGUGCUGUUGACAUUAAAGCCAUGAUUAUUUUGCACUUAUGAAAUAAUAGUAAAGUACUUAGUUCAAUUUUUUUCUCUUCUAGCUAACUCUUAUAUCAUUGCCUUUAGAUGAAUUUUAAUAUUCCUCUGACUUGAUUGUGGCAUGUGCAUGAAACUCGGUGUUCAUGUUACAUUUUAUACUUAUAAUUUUUCUCUGGAUUGAAAAAAAUUCUGAUACAUUGUAAGCUCAAUUAAUUUAAAUGUAAUCCAAGCUAUUAAAUUGCAUUUCCACUGUUCUGGCAGCUACUAAUGGUACAAAUAUUUGAUGACAUUAAUUUAGCCUCUGUAGUUGAAUAUGCUGCCAAUGUUUACAUGACAUUUUAACAUUGCCCCAUAAAGGAAGUUCAAUGAAAAAACUAUGCAAUACUAUACUAGUAUAGCUGCUGUAAUACGUUAGUGGCACUAAUUAAUGUUUUGCUACUCAUGUGACCUCAUUACUUUGUCAAUUUUUUCUUUUCUCUGUUUUCUCAUUAGAACCUUAUGAUCUUUUGUGGAGUUUGGAAAAUUUGUGGCUCAUUGCUUAUCCUUAACAGAUUAUUUUCAUGAUAUUUCUCUAUUUUGAUCAGAAAUGAGUUUCAAACCAAUAUGUAAUAACAAGUGCAGUGAUGCAUGUAAACUUGUGUUUAGGAUUGACCUGGUAAAGCAUGGCAUUUUAUAUUUUUAUGUCUGUUCUCUUUGCAAGAUACCAUAAAUGAACCAGUUACAUAAAACUCAUUUUUUUUUAACAUAAGUUCUUAAAAAAUCAUUUUGGUCAAAAUUUUCCUUGUACAGGGCAUGGGGAUUAUACAUAUAUGCUUUUGCCUUCCCACUUAUUGUACUGCCAGGUCCAGUAAUUCUGAUCAGACGACCAGUGAAAUAAUUACCACAUGCUGUUGGAGGCGAGAAAUCUAACAAAAAUCUUGUCCCAGGGUUUUGUGGUACUACUUCAUUCCUUAUUGAUUUUCUGUCUUGUUAACACAUUUCUUUGCAAGCCUGAGUUAAAAGAUCUAACUAUAUUUUGCUUUUUGGUAAUUUGUACUACUACAUAUAUAGUCUUCCACUGGAAGACAAACCCUUUCUGGGUUUGUCACAAAAUUUUGGUGCUUGCUCUCAGAACAUUAUAGAACAGUAUAUGUAUUUUUGUCAUUGUUAGCAUCUUUUAGUAUAUUAAAAAAAAUAAGCAAGCUGUAAUCAGUUUAUAAAAAUAUUUGUUGCCAUUUGAUUUUGUUGAAUUAUAUGCUUUAUAGAUAUAUUUAUUAGAUUUUAAAAGUAUAUGUAUACCAUUAAUUAUCAUUAAUGACUAGUCUGUCAAGAUUAAACUAUAUCUGUUGUAUGGCAUUUGCAAUAUGAUAUUGAAUACUGGAUGGAGUCUAUUUAAUACCAAUUUUUGUCAUAUUAUCCUGUAAGAAUUGAUAUGUACUUCAUAUUUCGGAAGGAUGUAAUUGAAUGGAGACAUUGUCUGUAACACUUUAUACUAAGCAAACAAGAUGUUUGUCCCAAUUAGAUUAAAUUAGCACAGUUUUAGGUGGGUAAUGUCCAACAACAAAUUUCAGGGAGAAUAUCAUUUAUAUUUGUAUAGUUUUCUUUUUCUUUUGUUAUUACUACAUUGUUUUUCUGUGAUGUCUGUUAUGUGAAAGUUAUGCAUGAACUGAGAUUGUGUUGUCUGUCUAUUAAGUUAUAUUAGUUUUUUAUCAGCAGUGUGCAGUGAACAUUGUUAUCUUUGUAUUUCUUCAAAGAAAGUUUUUUUUUUCUCUUUUAAUAGGUUGCAGUUAUGUUUGUUUUUAUUUUUAUAUAUACUUUACUAAUAACAAAAAUCAAGACAUCUUAAAUACAAUAAAGUAUAAUUAAACCGUUGUCACUCUCAAGGGUUAGUGAUUCAAAGGAACUUUCUUUGAGGGAAGAACAAAUCAGACAGAGGCCAUUUAAUUUUAAUUUAUCUUUUGUGCAAUCAUAGCAUAAUUUGAUUAUUAGGAUAUAAUUAAUGAAAUUUUAAGGACUCAUAAUUAGGUGUUACUUCUAAUUUAAAUUACAGGCAGUCCCCGGGUUACGACGGGGGCUCCGUUCUUGAGACGCGUCAUAAACCGGAACAUCGUCAAAAAUCCUAAGAAAACCUUACAUUUAAUGCUGUGGGUGCAUUGAAAACUAUGUAAACUGCAUUCUUAUGGUAUUUUUCAUCAAAAAAACCUUCAAAUAUUGAUUAUUUUGCAUUUUUGGUGUCAUAUUUCAUCUGCCAGAUGAGCGUUGUAGGCGUCGUAACCCUGGAACAUGCGUCGUAACCUCGGAACGUCGUAAGCCGAGACCGUCGUAACCCGGGGACUGCCUGUAUGCUGUUUAUAUUUUGUAUCAAACAGACAUGUAUAUAGCAGUUUAUGUACGUGUGAAGAAACAGUGUACAUAAUCAUUGUAUAUAUCAUUUGUGCAUAUGAAAAACAAAUAAACAAAUAAA